AUGGAGUAUGCAACAUUUUCUGUAACGGCGGUUGGAGUUAUCACUAACACUUUUCAUUUGACAGUUUUGUUUAACGAGUCGAUGCGAAAAUUCACAGUCAAUGUAUUUCUUAUUGGAAUCGCUAUAUCUGAUCUUUUACGGAUGAGCUGCAAGAUGAUUAUGACCGCUAACGAAUUCUAUCAGAAUUAUCAAAAAACUUGGGAACCUUGAUGGAAAGGAGUUGACAAUGAAUACCAAAUCUUUGGUGCACAUUUGGGAAUAUGGUUGGCAGUUGGAAUGUCGGUUAUAAGAGUUUUGGUGAUUAAAAAUCCACUAAGUGAAAGAAUAAGUUUACUUGUCCAAGCAAAGUAUGGACUCCGAAUAAUACUCGUCAUUGUCCUUUUAAUGUUUCCAUUUUGGAUUCUGGACUAUUUUAAAAAUACAGUUGUACCGGCAAAUGAAAUGUGGACACCGAGUUUGAAUUGCAGUGCUAUGUCUGUUGAUUUCUCUCACCAGAUUCAGUAUAUACUUCAAGAAACUCAUAUGUUUGGUAAUGAGAGAACUUAUGAAAUCAAUAUCUUUUUAGAGGGUCUCUUUUUCGAGUUUCUUCCAUCCAUUAUUUUACCUAUUGCAACUUUAAUUCUUGUUGUUGAAAUGAGAAGAGCAAAAAAAUCGGCAGAGCAUCUGAAACACGUGUCCAAUAAUCAGAGUAACUCAAAUCGAUCCACGAGUCUGGUAAUUUUUAUGACAAUUACAUUCAACUUCAAAUUUGUGGCUAUGGGAUUUCUAAUCAACUUCAAUUCUGCUAUACAUUGUUUCAUAUGCUGUUUUAUGUCAGCACAAUAUCGAAGUGCAUUGAAGCAAAUGUGUGGAAGAAACAAACAAAAACCAAGUGUGGUGACUGUGACAAGUAUCAAGUCACAUUGCUAA
Caenorhabditis elegans is the source of this 909-nucleotide messenger RNA. The record is from the annotation of a RefSeq genome assembly. Lineage: Eukaryota; Metazoa; Nematoda; Chromadorea; Rhabditida; Rhabditidae.